CAAUAAUUUUAAUACCCCUCCACCAACAAUUAAUGUGUCAAAAUGGCUAUGCUUCUUCGCCUUGAACGGUGCCGCCAUUUCUCUCCGUUAUUCUCAGUGCAAGUCGACCAAAUAGCCCGUUCAAUCCUCCAGCGAUCCUCUUUCAACUGCAGCCUUUCUUCAGCUCUGGCAGUAGCGAAUGAAGACGAACAAAGGAGAAAGGAGGGAGGAAAAUGGCUCACUUUGCCACCUUUCGCGCCUCAGAAGGACCCAUCUUCCGUCGCCAAGGAGAUCGCUGGCGGGACGCCGGCAGGAGAUGGAGAGAUAACCACCGCUUUGAAGUGGGUUCGUCACUGCGUCCCGCAUUUGCCGAUGUCCCUUGUACAAAAACUCUUUCGCUUGAGGCAGGUGCGGAAAGACUUGGUUUCUAUCAAUGCUUCUUCCCGAGUUCAAUUUGAAGGACAUCAACUUAAAAGGGUCUCAGCAAAAGAGGUGAUGACUUCAGGAGAGGUGAUCCUUUUGCCCAUCACAGUGAAAAAUUUCACAAAGAAAGAUAAGGAGCAACGCGACAAUCACAAGGAGAUCAAGUUUAUCCGCAGCCUCAUCUUGUAUAAGGAUUCUGCCAUCAUUGUAAUCAACAAACCCCAUGGUUUACCAACUCAGGGGGGCUUUGGCAUAAAAAACAGCAUCGAUGUAUUGGCUGCCACAUCCUUGAAAUUUGAUUGUCCAGAAUCACCUAAACUGGUGCACAGGCUUGAUAGAGACUGUAGUGGUCUUCUGGUUCUUGGAAGAACCCAAAUUAGCUCUUCUAUCUUGCAUUCGAUCUUCCGUGAAAAGACUUCUAGAGUUUUGAAGCAUAGUGUCAAGAAUGCUUCUAGAGUGUUGCAAAGGAAAUACUGGGCGCUGGUUAUUGGAACGCCAAAACAUUCCUCAGGAUUGUUAUCUGCACCAAUAGGAAAGGUUGGUUUAUUUAAGGAAUUUACUUUAUUCAUUGUUCUUAUGUUGGCCCAUAAAUGA
Molecule: messenger RNA, 996 nt
Organism: Dendrobium catenatum
Lineage: Eukaryota; Viridiplantae; Streptophyta; Magnoliopsida; Asparagales; Orchidaceae
Product: RNA pseudouridine synthase 4, mitochondrial-like
Exons: 7
Coding region: 43-996 (317 amino acids)
Biological process (GO): pseudouridine synthesis
Molecular function (GO): pseudouridine synthase activity; RNA binding
Source: RefSeq, a predicted model, not a curated record